Triticum dicoccoides is the source of this 2077-nucleotide messenger RNA. Its product is annotated as probable rhamnogalacturonate lyase B. The record is from RefSeq and is a predicted model, not a curated record. Gene Ontology annotation, molecular function: catalytic activity; carbohydrate binding. NCBI's taxonomy places the organism in Eukaryota, Viridiplantae, Streptophyta, Magnoliopsida, Poales, Poaceae. Gene Ontology annotation, biological process: carbohydrate metabolic process. Bases 1 to 2013 code for a protein of 670 amino acids. The transcript has 6 exons.
AUGGCAACGACGGCGCGCUUGAUCCUGCUCGCCGUCGCCGUGUCGUUGAUGCUGCAGCUCGCCUCCGUGUCGGCGGCGCCACCGUCGGGAUCCCGCGGCGGCGUUACGCUGCGCGUGGAUGGUAGACAGGUGGUGGUGGACAACGGGUUGGUGCAGGUGUCGCUGUCGAGGCCCGGGGGCCACAUCACCGGCGUCCGCUACGGCGGGGAAGGGACCAACCUGCUGCACUCCAGCAGGAGCAGAAACACUGGCGGGUACUGGGAUAUGGUGUGGGACAUCCCCGGCUCCGAUCAACGAGACUUGCUCAAUUCGCUGGAUGGCUCGGAGUUCAGGGUGGUAACGCAGAGCGACGACCAGGUGGAGCUGUCGUUCCGGAGCACGUACAGCCCGGAACGUCGGAACGCCGUCCGGCUCAACGUCGACAAGAGGCUGGUGAUGCUCAAGGGCAGCUCCGGGUUCUACAGCUACGCCAUCCUGGAGCACGGCGCGGACACGCCGGCCAUCGACAUCACCCAGGCCCGGCUCGCCUUCAAGCUCAACACGGACAGGUUCAACUACAUGGCCAUCUCGGACGACGUACAGCGGUACAUGCCGCGGGCGGCCGACCGGGACUCGUCCCGCAGCUCCCCGCUGGCGUACAAGGAGGCCGUGCUGCUGGUCGACCCGGCGGAGCCGCAGUUCAAGGGGGAGGUGGACGACAAGUACCAGUACACGCUGGACACCAAGGACAACCGGGUGCACGGGUGGGUCAGCACUAGCAAUGGCCAGCCGAGCCACGUCGGCUUCUGGCUCGUCACCCCGAGCAGCGAGUUCAAGAGUGGCGGGCCGCUCAAGCGAGACCUCACCUCGCAUGUCGGCCCGACGUGCAUCAGCAUGUUCCAUGGGAGGCACUACGUCGGGAACGACAUUGUGGCGCGCAUCGGGGACGGCGAGCAGUGGAAGAAGGUCAUGGGCCCCGUGUUCGUCUACCUCAACUCAAACUCGGAGAAGGGAGACCCGCGGGCGCUCUGGGAGGACGCCAAGGCGACGGCCCAGGCCGAGGCGGCCAAGUGGCCCUACAGCUUCCCGGAGUCGCCGGACUUCCACAAGGCCGGCGAGAGAGGCUCCGUCACCGGCCGAUUGCUCGUAAGGGACAAGUACGUGAGCAGGGAGAAUAUGCCUGCUCGGGCAGCUUACGUCGGCCUGGCCGCGCCCGGGCAGCCUGGCUCGUGGGCGACGGAGAGCAAGGGCUACCAGUUCUGGACAACGGCGUCGAACACUUCCGGCGAGUUCACCAUUGGCAACGUCCGGGCAGGGGAGUACAAUCUCUACGCGUGGGUUCCCGGGGUUCUCGGCGAUUACAUGAACACCACCCGCGUCACCGUAACACCCGGUGGUGCAAUCAACCUCGGCGAUCUUGUGUACGAGGCCCCGAGAUCAGGGCCGACGCUGUGGGAGAUCGGCGUCCCUGACCGGAGCGCGAAGGAGAUGUUCGUCCCCGACCCCGACGCGAAGUACCUCAACAAGCUCUUCCAGAACAAAGACAGGUACAGGCAGUACGGGCUGUGGGAGAGGUACGCCCAACUGUACCCGAUGGACGAUCUCGUCUACACCGUCGGCGAAAGCCAUCACUCCAAGGACUGGUACUUCGCACAUGUCACAAGAAAGGCCGGCGACGACAUCGUGCCGACGACGCGGCAGAUCCGGUUCCGCAUGGGCCGCGUCGUGCCCGGCGGCACCUACACCUUGCGCGUGGCCCUCGCGGCCGCUCACGCGGCGAGGCUGCAGGUCCAGGUGAACGGGGGGACGAGGCGUGGUGGCGGCAUCUUCGGCACGCCGGCGUUCGGCGACGGCAACGCGAUCGCGAGGCACGGCGACCACGGCACGCAGUGGAGCUUCGAGUUCCCGAUCAGCGGGAGACUGCUCCGGGAAGGCGACAACAUCAUCCACAUCACGCAGACGAGGGCGAACAGCAUAUUCUUAGGGGUCAUGUACGACUACAUUCGGUUUGAAGGACCUCCCGGUUCUUCCUAGAACAUAGUUUUUUUUUUCUUUUUGAGUGAUCUACUAGAACAGAGUUGCUUGUUGCUUGUUGAGA